This is a messenger RNA of Thermothelomyces thermophilus ATCC 42464, 2097 nucleotides long. RefSeq lists its product as uncharacterized. The transcript is spliced from 3 exons. NCBI's taxonomy places the organism in Eukaryota, Fungi, Ascomycota, Sordariomycetes, Sordariales, Chaetomiaceae. The coding region runs from base 355 to 1827 and encodes 490 amino acids. Gene Ontology annotation, biological process: proteasome-mediated ubiquitin-dependent protein catabolic process. The record is from RefSeq and is a predicted model, not a curated record. Gene Ontology annotation, cellular component: proteasome regulatory particle.
CAGCUUUCCGCCCGUGGCAUUGCAGUGACGCGAGCUCUUGCAGCCUUGCGGAUCAAGCGCUCGAGCCAACCAACCUUCUGGAGCUUCCCGCUUCCUGCCUGCGACUUGCACUUGCAUCCCAACUAUCAGACCGGACAGGCCGUCUCAGCUCCGCGAACCGACCGGGCCCAGAGUAACCUCAUCUCCAGCAAUACUUUUCUAGUCAUCCCCUGCCGACGAAGAGAAACAGAGGUUUUCGGAAUCGAGAAUCGCCCUCCGUCGGAGACGCCUUCCCCGUCCGGCAAACACAGUCCCACGUCCCACAUCCCACUUUCCACUUUCCGCCUCCCACAACCGCACAACUUUUGGAACACCAUGGGUUCAGAUCCGCAAUACGCCAAAUGGCCUCUGCUGCCACUGGCUCAGGAUGUCUUUACCAUCACCAACCCAUACGCCACCAAGGCGGCACAACAGGCGGCCGCCCAGCACCUCCAGGAUGCCAUUUCGGAGCACAAGAUGGCCCCGUUUUACCGCUACCUGGCACAUCCGAUAGACGGCAUCCUCAAUGCGGUAGGCGAGAGCGGUGCGAGCGCCCCGGGCAAGCCGACUAGCAGAAAAAGCAGCCUUGUGGGGAUGAUCGCGACCAGGAACCCAGCCGCGAGCAUAAACCUGCCGUGGGACGAGGCCCUGUACCAGUCGCUGAAGGCUGAGAAUGACAAGGAGCUGGAGCAGCUUCAGAAAGAAGAGGACGAGGCCGCCGAGCAAGCCGGCGAGACGGAGAUUCAGGCCGCGCGGGGUAAGAGGGCCGAGUUCUGGGCCAAGGUCGGCGACAAGGAAAAAGCCAUUGCAGCAUACGAAGACGUCCUCGAGAAGACGGGUAUCCUCGGUACCAAGAUCGACCUGGUCCUCGCUAUCAUCCGCAUGGGUCUCUUCUACGGCGACAAGCACCUCGUCAAGAAGCAGGUUGAGCGGGCCAAGACUCUAGUCGAGAGCGGCGGCGACUGGGACCGCCGCAACCGGCUCAAAGCCUACGAGGGCCUACACCUGCUGACCGUCCGCAGCUACAAUCUCGCAGCUCCGCUGCUCCUCGACAGCCUGUCCACUUUCACCUCGUACGAGCUCUGCACUUACAGCAACCUCGUCGUCUAUGCGGUACUCGCGGGGUCCGUCUCGCUCAAGCGCGUCGACUUCAAGUCCAAGGUGGUUGACGCGCCGGAAAUCAAGGCCAUCCUUGGCGACGGCGAGGACAAGCUCCUCGCCCUCUCGGGCGCCAUCUCCGCCGGGCCGGGUGCCGACGCCGAGAUGCAAGACGCCAGCACGGCGCCGUCAGCCGGCCGAGUCACGGCCGUCAAUCUGACCACCUUGGGCAGCAGCACCGACCAGCCCGAGGCGGAGGUGGCGGUGGACUUCAGCCCGCUCGCGCAGCUGGUCAGCAGCCUGUACAACGGGCGGUACAAGCUCUUCUUCCAGGCGCUGGCGCUCGUCGAGGAGCAGUUCCUCACGCAGGACCGCUACCUGCACGAGCACAAGGGUUGGUUCAUCCGCGAGAUGCGCCUGCGCGCCUACCAGCAGCUGCUGCAGAGCUACCGCGUCGUGGGGCUCGACAGCAUGGCCAACGACUUUGGCGUGACGGUGGACUUUUUGGACCGCGAUCUCGCCAAGUUCAUCGCCGCCGGCCGCAUCCCCUGCACCAUUGACCGCGUCGCCGGAAACGGUGUCAUUGAGACCAACCGACCCGACGACAAGAACAAGCAGUACCAGGAGGUGGUGCGCCAGGGCGACCAGUUGAUUACCAAACUGCAAAAGUACGGCCAAGCUGUCCGGUUGCGGGGAAGCGAGAGGGCGUAGGAGUGUAGCGCGAGGGGAGAGAGAACCGGAAAGGAUGUUGGGGAUUUACAGGGCGGAGUAUCAGGGGGGCAGUGCUCCCUUAGACAUCUGUCGAUCGUAGACGAGCAUAAUGGCUUAAACGGUGAAGGGACCAUCUGGUCCGCCAAUUCUGACGAGCAAAGAGUGUUCCGACCAAGUGUUCAAUUGUUGAGUGUGAGCAAAAACGAACUUACCCUACGUCUUGGCCGUUCUCUGAACACUCUCCUCCGUUCCAGGAGACUGAAUUCAAAC